AUUAUUCCUUUGUAACCCGGCAACCACGCUAUUAACGCAUGCGCACAUUCGUGUCAGUGUGACAGACUCAUUUCCCGACAUGCACCUAUUGCGGAAGUAGGAAGAAGGGCAAAAGGGAUAUUGAAAGAAGGAAGGGGACAGAGUACGGAGGAGAUGUGGAGUGUACAAAAGCUGCUAUGGGGGUGCCGCUCCCUUUUGCCCCAAGGCUGCCGAUCAUUUUCACUUGGAAAUCGGGAUCUACGGAAAGUAGACUUUAUGCCUCAACCCAAAAACACUGAUCGUUGGGAUAACAAGAGGGCACUAUACGGAGUGUAUGACAACAUUGGGAUUCUAGGUGACUUUAAGGCACACCCCCGUGAUCUAAUAAUAGGCCCGUUCUGGCUGCGGGGCUGGAAAGGGAACGAACUGCAAAGAUGCAUUCGAAAGCGUCAAAUGGUUGGGCCAAGAAUGUUCUAUCAAGACAGAGAAAAUCUGACUAAGAGAAUCCGCUUCCUGUACAAGAGAUUUAACCGUUACGGCAAGCACCGCUAGGAUUUGUAUUUUGGACUUUUAUAUUUCCCUGCAACAAAUAAAUGUAUUUAAUAGUC
Messenger RNA from Xenopus laevis (African clawed frog), 587 nucleotides. RefSeq names its product mitochondrial ribosomal protein L51 L homeolog (gene mrpl51.L). The record is from RefSeq and is a predicted model, not a curated record. Lineage: Eukaryota; Metazoa; Chordata; Amphibia; Anura; Pipidae. Gene Ontology annotation, cellular component: mitochondrial large ribosomal subunit; mitochondrion. Gene Ontology annotation, biological process: translation. Gene Ontology annotation, molecular function: structural constituent of ribosome. The transcript is spliced from 4 exons. The coding region runs from base 154 to 531 and encodes 125 amino acids.